Molecule: messenger RNA, 450 nt
Organism: Linum tenue
Lineage: Eukaryota; Viridiplantae; Streptophyta; Magnoliopsida; Malpighiales; Linaceae
Source: the annotation of a GenBank genome assembly
AGCGGAAGGAGGAGAAGCUGGUCGGCCGUCGAAGUCAUUCUAUCUUACUCGGACAGCGACGGGACUCCAGUACGACCCGUAUUCUGUCUCAACGUCAAGAACGGCACGGACGUGCACAAGUUUGAGGCGAUUGAGGACUGCUUCAUCCUCGAUUUCGACCCUUACGAUCAGCCCGCCUCUGAUCAGAAACUCAAUUCUGAAUUGGGUACUUUUGGGGUUUUGAAUCUUUGCUCAAGGUGGCUUGUAGAGAUUAUCCCCAUGCUAGGCAUCUCUGUGCUGAGUUUCCAUUCGACAAGACUCCACACAAGAAAUACUGCUCCGGGUGUUACUGCUACGUUUGAGAUACUUCCUGCGGUGAAUCAGGCGCGGAUUCUUCCUGCUCCUCGUAGUAGAGAGAGACGAAUCGGAUUGCACACUUCUUUCAGCACGGCGAGAACUCCGACGGCUGAG